Monodelphis domestica (gray short-tailed opossum) is the source of this 3943-nucleotide messenger RNA. It is a transcript of the gene ESYT3, whose product is annotated as extended synaptotagmin 3. The record is from RefSeq and is a predicted model, not a curated record. Lineage: Eukaryota; Metazoa; Chordata; Mammalia; Didelphimorphia; Didelphidae. Gene Ontology annotation, biological process: lipid transport. Gene Ontology annotation, molecular function: phosphatidylcholine binding; calcium ion binding; phosphatidylinositol binding. Gene Ontology annotation, cellular component: endoplasmic reticulum membrane.
GCUCUCAGUCCGCCACUGAGAACUCACAGACAGCAGGUGGGCGGCGACCAUAUCAAAGAGACUGAGGUGAGGACCCGCUGGACUUCAGCAGCUACCACCUCCAGUCCUGUAUCUUACCUUCUGGAGGAGCAAAUGUACUCCUUCACCAGAGCGCGCGUCCCUUCCCCCGGGUGACCGCCUUUAGGAGGAGGAGACCCCGGACGGCGGAGCGCUUAGGAGACAAGACGCCGAGGAGAUGGAGACCCAGGGGGCCCCAGCAGGCACUGAACCAAGAGCCAAGGAGCCGGGGUUGCCCAGCCAGCUGCUGCCCGAGUUGUACGGUUUCGUGGCUCGGGUGUUGCUAUACCUGGCGCCCGUCUACCUGGCCGGGUACCUGGGCCUGAGUCUCACCUGGCUGAUCCUCGGAGCCUUCCUGUGGAUGUGGUGGCGCAAGAACCGCCGCUGGAAGCACUCGCGCCUCGCCGCAGCCUUCGAGUUCUUGGACAAUGAACGUCAAUUCAUCGGCAAGGAGCUCCGUGACCAGCAUCUGCCUGCUUGGAUCCACUUCCCAGAUGUGGAGCGUGUUGAAUGGGUCAACAAGAUCAUAGCACAGACCUGGCCCUACCUUGGCAUGAUUAUGGAGAAGAAACUUCGAGAAAAACUAGAGCCAAAGAUCAGAGAAAAGAGUGUCCAUCUGAAAACGUUCACCUUUACCAAGCUGAACUUUGGACAAAAGUGCCCCAAGGUCAAUGGUGUGAAGGCUCACACUAACCAGUGCAAUCGAAGACGGAUCAUCCUAGACCUGCAGAUAUGCUUUAUAGGAGACUGUGAGAUCAGUGUGGAGAUACAAAAAAUGCCUGCUGGGGUGAAUGGUAUACAGUUACAGGGCACUCUGCGUGUGAUCCUGGAGCCUCUCCUUGUUGAUAAGCCAUUUGUAGGAGCUGUGACUGUAUUUUUUCUUCAAAAGCCUCACCUGCAGAUAAACUGGACCGGCCUGAUGAACCUCCUGGAUGCUCCAGGUAUCAAUGAUGUGUCAGACAGCCUGUUUGAAGAUCUCAUCGCUGCACACCUUGUACUGCCAAACAGAGUGACCGUCCCUGUGAAGAAAGGGCUGAAUAUAACCAACCUUCGGUUCCCGCUACCCUGCGGAGUGAUCAGAGUUCACUUGUUGGAGGCUGAGAAACUAGAACGAAAGGAUGGCUUCCUGGGGUUGAAGGGCAAGUCAGAUCCAUAUGCCAUGGUAACUAUUGGCCUCCAACAUUUCCGGAGCAAGACUGUAUGCAGGAACUUGAAUCCUACCUGGAAUGAAGUUUUUGAGUUUAUAGUUUAUGAAGUCCCGGGGCAAGACCUGGAGGUGGAUUUGUAUGAUGAAGACACGGACAAAGAUGACUUUCUGGGCAGCCUCCAGAUCAACCUUGGAGAUGUCAUGAAGAACAGUAUGGUGGAUGAGUGGUUUGUCUUGAAUAAUACCACAAGUGGCCGGCUGCACUUGAAGCUUGAGUGGCUUUCUUUGACCACCUAUCAAGAAGUUCUAGCUGAGGACCCCAAUGGACUCUCAACUGCCAUCCUCGUUGUCUUCCUAGAAAGUGCCUGCAAUUUACCAAGAAGUCCUUUUGAUUAUUUGAAUGGUGAAUACAGAGCCAAGAAACUGCCCAGAAGUGCCAGGAACAAGAUGGACAAGGACCCCUCUGCCUACGUCAAGAUGCGUGUGGGUCAGACAAUCCAGACAAGUAAGACAUGUGCCAACAGCAAGGAUCCUGUUUGGGGCCAGGCCUUCACAUUCUUUCUUUACAGUGUGGCCACGGAACAAUUUCGUCUGAAGGUGAUUGACGAUGACCAAGAGUGCGCACUGGGCAUCCUGGAGCUUCCCUUGGUCCAGAUCCUCACCUACUCAGACAUGACCAUCGAGCAACGAUUUCAGCUAGACUGCUCUGGUCUGGAUAGCCUCAUCUCCAUGAAGCUGGUACUUCGGUUUCUGCAUAUGGAGGAUCGGGAACCAGGCACCCCGUACACGGGCCCUGAGGUUCUGAAGAAAGGACCCAUGUUCAUUAAGAGAGCAGAAAUCAACCAGGAGGUGAAAGGCCCAUCCCAGGACCAUGAUUCCACACUUCCACUUCAGUCCCAAAUUGCCGGAACUUCUGAAGCCAAGGCAACCAACGAAGAUCCCACAAUUAAGCCCAUUCCUCAGGAGAAGGGACCAGAACCCAAAGCCAAGGGCAGUAGCAACAGUCCCCAAGAGCAAGUAGAGAAUAAAAGCAAGACGACCAUGUUCUUGACUGUUCCUGGCUCCCAUUCUCCAGGGCCGAUCAAGUCCCCCAGACCUAUGAAAUCCCACGCCACUCCAUUCUCUUGGCCACAUAAAAAGAUGUCUCCCAGCUUGUCUUCACUCAAUUCCAUGGCCUCCUCGUGCUUUGAUGUGACAGAAAACAGCCUAGCCUUUGAAACUGAUGGAAGCCACCAGCCACUGGGAGAGAUUCAGCUAACUGUGCGCUACAUGACCCUGCGACAUAGCCUUGUGGUUUUCAUUAAUGGCUGCAGGAAUUUGAUACCCUGUUGUAGCAGCGGAGUGGAUCCUUACGUCCGAGUGUAUCUGUUGCCCGACAGGAAGUGGACAGGCCGGAAGAAGACAUCAGUAAAGCGGAAAACCCUAAAUCCCCAGUAUGAUGAAAAAUUUGAAUUUUGUGUCCCCAUGGAAGAAGUGAAGAAAAGAAGCCUGGAUGUUGCAGUCAAAAAUUGCAGACCAUUUGGUUCACACAGAAGAAAAGAACUGGGCAAGGUGUUGAUUGACUUAUCAAAGGAAGAUCUAGUCAAGGGGUUUACACAGUGGUAUGAACUGACAGCAAAUGGACAGCCAAGAAGUUGAUUUUAAAAAUGUUACAAUUACUACUUAUCAAAGAACAAGCACGUCAAGCUUUAUAUUAAAAUAUAUAUGUGUAUUUUCUGUAAUUAAUUGCUCAGAACAUUUGAAAAGUACAUAUAUUCUGGUGUGAAAUUUAUAAAGUACUUUUUUCAGUGUCUGAUGAACAUUUAGAAAAUAUAAGACUUUUGAAAAGGUGAGAUUUUUCUAAGGCAAGAUUUAAUGUGUUUAAAUCCUGUAAUAAGGAAAUUGAAUUCACUGUGACUUGUAACAGUUUUAUAGGAACAAAGUGAAUUUUAUCCAUUUCUAGGCAAUUACAGGUAGUUCCUGAUUUACAAAUGAUACACAGAAAAGAAAUAAGUAUCAUUGGAUUGAAGUGGAGAGGGGCAAGAGUAGCUUCUGAAUCACCCCUUUCUUAAGGGGCAACUAUAUUCCUGGUUUUGGACAGCUUAUCUUCUCAUGUGCAAAAGUAGAGUCAGCAGUGAUAAAAGUGCCAAGUUCCAAACACACCACAUUAACCACAACCCCACUUCUCCAAGUAGAAGCAUUCUUCUUCUCCUUUACUAGAUUUAUUUUCCCCAAUGAUCUCCAUACUUGACCUCCAGUACAUUACUUUAUCUCAUAUCAUGCUCAUGUUCUUGUCCUUACCACAAGUAGCCUAUUAGGAUUGUAAGUAAACUAAAGAUUGUUCUUUUGAGUUUUGCCAUCCCUGGUGCACUGAGCAUAAAAGCUUAAUAGAUGUGUGAAAUUAAAUUGAACUGAAUCAGAUUGAACUGUAUUGAAUUAGAGAUGAAAUAAGCUUUUGUGGACAUUAUUAUUCAUUUAGAACUGUAAAAUCAAGACUAUUUAUAUUGUUAAUAUUAGAAACAGUAGACGUGGUAUGGGAACUUGGGGUAUUAGUUCUUAUCUCUAUAAUAGAGAGGCCUUAGUCUGUUUUUCUAUUUCAAAAAAUGAUUUUGGUCACCAAAGUAACCUUAUGCUGCUUUAAAAGCAAAAUAUGUAAAGUAUUUGUGUAUAUACUAAGUGGUUUUGCAUUUUCAUUUUUAAUGCUCUUAAUAAUUCAUCAUAUUAAUAUGCACUAAAAAAAAACAAACAAACCUAGAACAU